Messenger RNA from Mangifera indica (mango), 1165 nucleotides. Its product is annotated as probable fatty acyl-CoA reductase 4. Gene Ontology annotation, biological process: suberin biosynthetic process; long-chain fatty-acyl-CoA metabolic process. Lineage: Eukaryota; Viridiplantae; Streptophyta; Magnoliopsida; Sapindales; Anacardiaceae. The transcript is spliced from 7 exons. Gene Ontology annotation, molecular function: alcohol-forming very long-chain fatty acyl-CoA reductase (NADP+) activity. The coding region runs from base 233 to 1165 and encodes 310 amino acids. Gene Ontology annotation, cellular component: intracellular membrane-bounded organelle. The record is from RefSeq and is a predicted model, not a curated record.
AAUAAGGUAGACCAAUGACUAUGCACACCUCUUUAUUUGCUCUGUAUACCGUUCGGAAGAAUUCUAGCUUUCUUUCAUUUCUCCUUUCCCCGUUUGCACUGUACCACAUGGUGUUCGUGGCCACACAACAAGCAUCCAGUAUAAAUUUCCCACCAGGCCAAAUAGCCAAUAGAUCUUCUUUCUUGGGCUCCCCAGCUGUAAUUUCACUUCUUUUACAUUAUUCUUUUUCCAAAUGGAAUCCGUUGGUGCACUCCGAAUUCUCAAGGACAAGACCAUUUUGGUCACUGGUGCCACUGGCUUUCUGGCAAAGAUUUUUGUAGAGAAGAUAUUGAGGAUUCAACCAAAUGUGAAAAAGCUUUAUCUUCUGGUCAGAGCAGAAGAUACACAAUCUGCUAUGAAACGUGUGCAAAAUGAGAUUGUAGAGAAGGAUUUGUUUAGGGUUGUAAGGGAAACUUGCGGUGCCAAUCUGGAGCCCUUUAUAUCAGAAAAGGUGGCUUCUGUAGCUGGUGAUGUUUCUUUACUAAAUCUGGGAAUAAAAGAUUCUGAAGUAAUGGAAAAGAUGCUGACAGAAAUAGAUCUAGUAAUCAAUUUCGCUGCAACAACAAACUUUGAUGAAAGAUAUGAUGUUGCGUUAAACACCAACACAAUGGGAGCCCUGCAUGUUUUGAAUUUUGCCAAGAAAUGUGUCAACAUAACCAUGCUUCUCCAUGUAUCAACUGCUUAUGUGUGCGGUGAAAGAUCAGGAAUUAUCCCAGAAAAUCCCUUUUACAGUGGUGAAACUCUCAGAAGAACAUGUGAAUUGGUAAUCAACGCAGAAAAAAAAUUGAUAGAAAAACAAUUAAAUCAACUUCGUGCAGAAAAUGCCACUGAAAAAGAAGCUAUCUCAACCAUGCAGGAUUUAGGCAUCAGAAGGGCAAGAUUGUAUGGAUGGCCAAACACAUAUGCGUUUACAAAGGCAAUGGGAGAGAUGUUAUUAGGAAACUUUAGAGAUGAUCUUCCUCUUGUCAUCACUCGCCCCACCAUGGUAACCAGUACCUAUUCAGAACCAUUUCCAGGUUGGAUUGAAGGCGUGAGAACAAUUGAUGGCCCAAUUCUUUGUUAUGUUAAAGGGAAACUAAAAUUCUUCUACGGGAAUCCUGAUACCAUUCUCGAUUUGGUGAGUUGA